Messenger RNA from Phasianus colchicus (ring-necked pheasant), 7124 nucleotides. Lineage: Eukaryota; Metazoa; Chordata; Aves; Galliformes; Phasianidae. The record is from RefSeq and is a predicted model, not a curated record.
CAUAAUCUCCUGGUCCUCCAACCCCUUUUCCCUUGCCCUGACUGUGGCAAAACCUUUGGUUGCCGUUCCCACUUCGGCAAACACCGGCGCGGCCGCACCAAACAACGACCUUACGGCUGCUGGCACCGUGGCAGAACCAUCACUGGCACCUCCAACCUCUACCGAGCCCACCUGGAGACCACCACGACCACCAAGACUUCGCCAAAACCCACCGCGGCCACCGCCACGUCACCAAAACCCAACGCUGGAUCCACGGCGUGGCCGAAACCCACCGACACAUCACCAAAACCCACCACCAGAUCACCAAAACGCACCAGGACGUCACCAAAACCGGUCGCCGUUUCACCAAAACCCACCGCCGUGCCACCAAAACCCAACAGCAGCAAAAGCUCUUCACUGAAACCCAACAACACGUCACCAAAACCCAACAACUCUUCACCGAAACUCAACAACUCGUCACCAAAACCCAACAACUCUUCACCAAAACCCAACAAUUCUUCACCGAAACUCAACAACUCUUCACCGAAACCCAACAAUUCUUCACCAAAACCCAACACCGCCAACAGCGCGUCACCAAAACCCAACACCACGUCACCAAAACCCGACGCCGUGUCACCAAAAGCCAACGCUGGAUCCACAGCGUCACCGAAACCCACCAACACUUCACCAAAACCCAACGCCAUCAGUAGCAAUGGAUCCAUGGCACCACCAAAACCCACCACCACCACCACCGCAUCACCAAACCCCAGCAACGCAUCACUAAAAGCCACCACCCCAUCACCAAAACCAACCACCACCACCAAUGGAUCUACCACGUCACCAAAAACCACCACCCCAUCACCAAAACCCAACACCACCACAUCAGCAUCACCGAAACCCAACACCACGUCACCGAAACCAUCCACCACCACCAGAUCCAUGGCAUCACCAAAACCCUCCACCCCAUCACCAAAACCCACCACCGCCACGUCAGCAUCACCAAAACCCACCACCACCAGCACCACCAAUGGAUCCGCGCCAUCACCAAAACCAACCAGAUCCACAGCAUCACCAAAACCCACCACCCCGUCACCAAAACCCACCACCACCACCACAUCACCAAAACCCACCACCCCGUCACCAAAACCCCCCACCACGUCGCCAAACCCCAACCCCACCUCUCCUUACCAAUGCGCCGAUUGCCAGCGAACCUUUCGCCGUGCCAAAGAAUUGGCCACUCACCGCCGGGCUCACACCGGCCUUUCCCCAUUCCAAUGUUCCCACUGUGGCAAAACCUUCACCUGGAGCUCCCAUUGGGAACGACACCGACGGACCCACACCGGCGAGCGACCUUACCGAUGCGCCGAAUGCGGUAAAAGCUUUGGUAGAAGCUCACACCUUUACCGGCAUCAACGAGGCCACGCCGGUGGUCGUUCCUACAUCUGUACCUAUUGUGGGAGAAGUUUUGGUAGCACCACUCAUUUCGAAAGGCAUCAAAAAACCCACGUCGGGAGGAGGCCUUAUAAAUGUACGAGGUGCCGGAAGAGUUUCGGCGACGCGCCGGCGUUGGUUCGGCAUCAAAGGGGACAUUUGGUGGAAGGGUCGUCGUGGUGUGGCCGUGGGGUGGGGGGAAAAGGGAGGAGGUGUGGGGAUUGUGGGACGGUGUUCUCGUGGAGCUCCCACUGGGAAUGGCAUUGGUGCGGGGAUGGGGGUGAUGGUGGGGGUGGGAGCAACGGUGGAAGCUCCAUGGCUGAUGGUAGAACCUCCAUCUCCCAUGGUGGGGUCUCCAAUGGUGGGAUGUCCAAUGGUGGAACCUCCAAGAUCGAUGGUAGAACCUCCAUCUCCAAUGGUGGGAUGUCCAAUGGUGGAACCUCCAUCUCCAAUGGUAGAACCUCCAUCUCCAACGGUGGGGUCUCCAAUGGUGGGAUCUCCAUCUCCAAUGGUGGGAUCUCCAAUGGUGGAACCUCCAUCUCCAAUGGUGGGAUGACCAAUGGUGGGAUCUCCAUCACCAAUGGUGGGAUCUCCAGUGGUAGAACCUCCAUCUCCAGUGGUGGGAUCUCCAAUGGUGGGAUCUCCAACGAUAGAACCUCCACGACCAAUGGUGGAACCUCCACGGCCAAUAUUGGGAUCUCCAUGACCAAUGGUGGGAUCUCCAGUGGUGGAACCUCCAUCACCGAUGGUAGAACCUCCAUCUCCACUGGUGGGAUCUCCAUGGCAAACGGUGGAAGCUCCAUGGCCAAUGGUGGGAUCUCCAAUGGUGGGAUCUCCAAUGGUGGGAUCUCCAAUCGUGGGAUCUCCAAUGGUGGAUGCUCCAUCUCCAGUGGUAGAACCUCCACAGCCAACGGUGGAACCUCCAUGGCCAAUGGUAGGACUUCCAUCUCCAAUGGUGGGAUCUCCAGUGGUGGGAUCUCCAAUGGUAGAACCUCCAUGGCCAAUGGUGAGAUCUCCACGGCCAAUGGUGGGAUCUCCAACGAUUGGACCUCCAUCUCCAAUGGUGGAACCUCCACGGCCAAUGGUAGAACCUCCAUCACCAACGGUGGGAUCUCCAGUGGUGGCAUCUCCAUCACCAGUGGUGGAAGUUCUGUCUCCAGUGGUAGAACCUCCAUCACCGAUGGUAGAACCUCCAUCACCAACGGUGGGAUCUCCAAUGGCGGGACCUCCAUCACCAAUGGUGGAAGUUCCAUCACCAAAGAUGGUGGGACCUCCGUCACCAAAGAUGGUGGGACCUCCGUCACCAAAGAUGGUGGGACCUCCAUCACCAAAGAUGGGACCUCCAUCACCAAAGAUGGGACCUCCAUGGCCGAUGAUGGGAUCUCCGUCACCAAUGGUGGGACCUCCGUCGCCGAUGACCCCGUUGGCGUCACCAACGACCCCAAUGGCAUCACCAACGACGCCCCCAGUGCCACCAAACCCCGGCGUUGUGGCGAUUGUGGGGUGAUGUUCUCAUGGAGCUCCCAUUGCCGGUGCACCGACGUCGCCGCCAUCGCCAACGAUGGGACCUCCAUCACCGUUGACCCCGUUGGCAGCACCGACGACCCCAAUGGCAUCACCAACGACCCCAAUGGCGUCACCAACUCCACCAAACCCUACCGUUGCGCCGACUGUGGCAAAUCCUUCUCUUGGAGCUCCCAUUGGGAACGGCACCGGUGCACCAACACUGCCGCCAUCACCAAUGGUGGAACCUCCAUCGCCGAUGACCCUGUUGGCAUCACCGAUGACCCCAAUGGCAUCACCAGCGACCUCAUUGGUGUCACCAACGACCCCAUUGGCGUCACCAACUCCACCAAACCCUACCGUUGUGCCGACUGUGGCAAAUCCUUUUCUUGGAGCUCCCAUUGGGAACGGCACCAACGCAUCCACACCGGCGAGAGGCCGUACCGAUGCGGCGAUUGCGGCAAAAGUUUUGGUCGUACCUCACACCUCUACAGGCACCAAAGGAGCCACCAAGGGGGUCGACCCCAUAUUUGUGGGGUUUGCGGGAGGAGCUUUAACAGCACCCUUCAUUUCCUACGGCACCAAAAGGGGCACCGGCAAAACACGGCGAAGCCGCGACGGCGGGCGGCGGUGAUGGCGGAAGCGCCGGAGGAGGAAAAUCUUGGGUUUGGGGGCAAAUUCAUUGGAUUUAGGGUGAAAAUCUUGGGAUUUGGGAUGAAAAUCGUGGGUUUUUGGGAUGAAAUCUUGGGAUUUGGGGUUAAAUCUUGGGAUUUUGGGGCCAGACCUCGCUAUUUCACCCCGUACCCUCGGGAUUUUGGGACGAACUCUUGCCAUCCAGGCACCGACGCCGACUGUGACCCCCACCCCACAGAAGCCGCCCCCCCAGCGCCACCGGGGUCUGGGUCUGGGGUCGGGGGGACCCCCGAUUUGAGGAGGCAGUUGGGGUUGCUGCUGCAGACUGCGGGGCGCUGUCAGGUGGAAAGGAUGCUGCGGGAGCUGGUGCGGGAACAGGGCCCAGGGGGGACCCGACGUGGGAGGAGGAGAGCGGCACGAAACCCCAGGGAUGGAGGUGCCGGCGCUGAGGACCCAUCCCCAAACGGAGCGGAUCCAUCCCCAUCUCCAUCUCAACCAGAACCCGUUGCCAAAACCCAACGCCGCAGCACCAAGAAGAGCGACCCAACGCCGGCGCCGUGCGCCGAAUGCGCCCGCAGUGCCGCCUCCAAACCACGCUGUUGCCUGGGCUGCUCCCGGCGUUGCCGCGCCGCCGUCGUCGCCGCCGAAAAACCACACCGUUGCGUCGAGUGUGGCAAAGGCUUCAGCCGUGGUUCCAACUUGACCCAACACCGACGCAUCCACACCGGAGAACGGCCGCACCGUUGCGGCGAUUGCGGCAAAGGUUUCAUCCAACGCUCCGAUCUGGAGAGGCACCGCCGCGUGCACACCGGAGAGAGGCCGUAUCCUUGCGGGGAUUGUGGGAAGAGCUUCAGUGUCAGCUCACAUCUGGAUCGGCACCGCCGGACGCAUGCAGGAACCGUGGUGGGUAGCCGUAGCACGCAUCGCCCGGUGCCGGUGAAUGACGUCGGUUCAUCGGCGUCGCAUCGGUGCCCGGAGUGUGGCAAAGGAUUUGGCCAACGCUCGGCUCUUUCCAAACACCGUAAGACGCACGGAGGUGAACGGCCUCAUCGAUGUGGGGAUUGUGGCAAGAGUUUCAGCCGCGGUUCUAACCUGACCCAACACCGGCGUAUCCAUACCGGAGAGAGGCCGUUUGCUUGCGGUGAUUGCGGCAAAGGUUUCAUCCAACGCUCUGAUCUGGAGAGGCACCGCCGCGUGCACACCGGAGAGAGGCCGUAUCAGUGUGGGGAGUGCGGGAAGAGUUUCAGUGUCAGCUCACAUCUGGAGAGGCACCGGAAGAUCCACGUGGCCGAGCGGUGCCAUGAGCACGUGGAGGAGUUUUUGGCUGCGCACCGACACGGCCGGGCUUAUAAAUGUGGGGAGUGCGGGCGCUGCUUUGGCCAAGGGGCCGCGUUGCUGAAGCACCAGCGGGCUCACGCCGGUGGGCGCCCACCACCCCAUCAGUGCUCCCAUCAGAGCGAUGGGGACGGGGAUGGCACGGCGACGCCGGCGCCUCCGGAGAAGCCCUACAAGUGUGGGGAUUGCGGGAAGGGCUUCGGGCAGCGUUCGGCCUUGGUGAAACACCGGAGGAUCCACACCGGGGAGAAGCCGUACGCCUGCGGGGAUUGCGGGAAGGGUUUCAUCCAAAAGUCAGAUCUGACCAUCCACCGACGGAUGCACACCGGAGAGAAGCCGUACCGCUGCGGGGAGUGUGGGAAGUGCUUCAGUGUCUCCUCCAAUCUCCUCACCCAUCGGCGUACCCACCUCGGAGAGAAGCCCUACGGCUGCCCUGAAUGUGGCAAGAGCUUCAUCCAACGCUCUGAGCUCACCAUCCAUCGCCGUGUGCACACUGGAGAGAAGCCCUACGCCUGCCCAGCCUGUGGCAAAUGCUUCAGCCGGAGCUCCCAUCUCAACCGGCACCGGCGCACCCACGCCGGGGAAAAGACCCCCGCGCCGCCCCCCGCUGACCUCCGAGCCGACGUUGGACCCCCACCCUUCCCCUCCACCGGACCCCCCCUGCCGUUGUCCCCCCUGGAGCUGCCCUGGGCUCUCUCCUUCCCCGCCCGAGCCUUUGUGCCCCCUGGGUUCCCACCGCCUGCCGCUGCAGCACCCGGAGCUCCAGCGUCGUCCCUGGCCGAGUGAGCGCGGCACGGGGAGCUGCAGGUCACUGUGUUGGGGGAAUGAUGGCUGGUGGGAUCCGUCAGUUCCCAUUUCCAUGUCUAUGUGAGGACACCGACCCGUUGGGAUCCAUCAGUUCCCAUUUCCGGGUCUGUUUGGGGACAUCCAUCCAUUGGGAUUCGUCAGUUCCCAUUUCCGGGUCUGUUUGGGGACAUCCAUCCAUUGGGAUCUGUCAGUUCCCAUUUUUGGAUCUGUUUGGAGACAUUGACCCACUGGAAUCUGUCAGUUCCCAUUUUGGGGUCUGUUUGGGGACACUGACCCACUGGGAUCCGUCAGUUCCCAUUUCCAUGUCUAUAUGAGGACUUUGACCUGUUGGGAUCCAUCAGUUCCCAUUUCCAUGUCUGUUUGAGGACACUGACCCAUUGGGAUCUGUCAGUUCCCAUUUUUGGGUCUGUCUGGGGACAUUGACCUGCUGGGAUUCAUCAGUUCCCAUUUUUGGGUCUAUAUGGGGUCAUCCAUCCAUUAGGAUCUGUCAGUUCCCACUUCCACGUCUAUACUGGGGACAUCCAUGCAUUGGGAUCCAUCAGUUCCCAUUUCCAUGUCUAUGUGGGGACAUCCACCCACUGGGAUUCAUCAGUUCCCAUUUCCAGGUCUGUUUGGGAACAUCCAUCCAUUAGGAUCCAUCAGUUCCCAUUUCCUGGUCUCUUUGAGGAUGCUGAUCAUUUGGGAUCCAUCAUUUUCUCCCUUCACAUCCCUUUGGGGACAUCCACCCACUGGGACAUGCCUGUCCCCAGCUCCAGUCCCACUGUGGGACAGCUGAUAGUAGGGAUCCAUCCGUUCCCAUUUCCAGCCACAUCGGGAUCCAUCCCAACACUUCUUUGCCUAUUGGGCUCACUGCAAUCCCACUGGGAUCCAUCCUAAUAUCUCUAUAUCCAUUUGGGAUCACCACGAUCCCAUCAGGAUCCAUCCAUCCCAACACCUCUGUGUCCUUUGGGAUCUCCCCAGUCCCAUUGGGAUGAUUCAUCCAUCCCAAAAACUCUGUGCCCACUGAGAUCACUCCAAUCCCAUUGGGAUCUCCCCAAUCCCACAGGGAUCCCAUUGGGAUUCAUCCCAACGCUUCCAUGUCCAUUUGGGAUCACUCAGAUCCCAUUGGGAUUCAUCCCAGUACCUCCAUGUCAUUUGGGAUCACUCAGAUCCCAUUGCGAUUCAUCCCAGUACUUCCAUGUCAUUUGGGAUCACCAUGACUCCAUUGGAGUCCAUCCCAACACCUCUGCGCCCAUUGGGAUCAUUCCAGUCCCACUGGGAUCCAUCCCAACACUUCGUGUCCUUUGGGAUCUCUCAGAUCCCACUGGGAUCCAUCUCAAUGCCUUUAUGCCCAUUGGGAUCUCUCCAAUCCCAUUGGGAUCUCUCCAGUCCUAUCAUGAUCUAUCCCAACACUUUGGGAUCUCUCCGAUCCCAUGGGGAUCCACCCCCACCCCUCU